Messenger RNA from Archocentrus centrarchus (flier cichlid), 3118 nucleotides. RefSeq names its product frizzled class receptor 10 (gene fzd10). The transcript has a single exon. Gene Ontology annotation, cellular component: membrane. The record is from RefSeq and is a predicted model, not a curated record. Bases 648 to 2405 code for a protein of 585 amino acids. Lineage: Eukaryota; Metazoa; Chordata; Actinopteri; Cichliformes; Cichlidae. Gene Ontology annotation, molecular function: Wnt-protein binding; transmembrane signaling receptor activity. Gene Ontology annotation, biological process: canonical Wnt signaling pathway; non-canonical Wnt signaling pathway.
ACCAAAAGCAUCAACUGCCUGCUUACGGAGGGAACAUAAUCCUGCGUUUCUGGGACACAUUUAUAGUCACCAACCGGGAUAUUUGUGUGACUUAUUUUGCUGACUGAUUACUUGUCUCUGUUGCCUUGCGAGGAGCCAUCCCGGUCGGAUAAAGAACUGGAGGGAAAUUAUUUUAAGUUGACGCACAAUGACUGAAACCUGCUCCGCAGAGAGAUACUUUCGGAAAGUGUCAUGGAGCGUGAACACGGGCCGGUGAGACUUUUGGAAACAAGAUCGGGGCACAAAGCGAUUCUCUUUUACGCACGGCAGACUGAUACGUACAGCGCAAGAGACUGAAUAAGUAGCUGCAGUAGUGAAGCCACAAACUGAGCGCUCGAAAGCAUGGACCCGACGGCACACUUCCAGCGAGGAAACGUUUUCGGAUCAUCGUGGGAUUUAUCUUUUAUAUUUUAAAUCUGCAAUUGUUAAAGUGAGGAAGCGAUGGUCCUGCAACGGAUAGCCGAGUAAGUUUCUCCGCGUUGAUCCUUCCUACCAGCGCCAGCCUGGAUUCAUUACUGACUUUUUAAUGAAAGAAACUUGUGUGUCUGAGGUUUCGGUGAACACUUAGCUGCGUUUUUUUUUCUUUUCUAUAUUAUAAAAAAAGGAGAAUGUGUUUAACAAAUAAAGUGAGCAUUAUGUAUGCGCUACUCCUUCUGCUGCCCAUGAGCGAUAGGGGAGCAGCCAUAAGCUCAAUAGACCCUGACUGGUCAGGAGAGGGGAGAUGUCAGCACAUCGCCAUCCCUCAGUGUAAAGACAUCGGCUACAACAUGACUCGCAUGCCAAAUCUGAUGGGCCACGAUGACCAAAAAGAGGCAGCCAUGAAGCUGCAGGAGUUUGCCACGCUGAUACAGUUUGGAUGUCACAGUCACCUCAGAUUUUUCCUGUGUUCACUGUAUGCUCCCAUGUGCACAGAGCAAGUGUCAAAUCCCAUUCCCGCGUGCAGAGUUAUGUGUGAGCAGGUCAAACUAAAAUGUUUACCAAUCCUGGAACAGUUUAACUUCCCCUGGCCUGACUCUCUGGACUGUUCACGUCUGCCUACCAAAAAUGACCCAAACAACCUCUGCAUGGAGGCACCCAACAAUGGCUCGGAUGAACCUCCCAAAGUCUCCCACACCCAGCCUCCAGAUUUCAGGCUGCAGCGGCCAUUGAGUGGGCAGGACCUUCACCCUAAAGACAGUGGCAGCAAACAGACAUGCAGCAACCCAGGCAAGUUCCACUUUGUGGAGAAGAGUGAGUCCUGUGCCCCCAAAUGCUACCCAAAAGUGGAUGUAUACUGGAGUCAGGGAGACAAGCAGUUCUCUCUGGUGUGGAUAGCCAUCUGGUCCAUCCUAUGCUUUGUCUCCAGCGCCUUCACUGUGCUUACGUUCCUCAUUGACCCACAACGUUUCAAAUACCCCGAGAGACCAAUCAUCUUCCUCUCCAUGUCCUACUGUGUUUACUCUGUGGGCUACCUCAUUCGGCUCUUUGUGGGAGCUGACAGAAUAGCCUGUGACAGAGACAACGGGGUCCAAUAUAUUAUCCAGGAGGGUCUGGAGAGCACAGGCUGCACUAUUGUGUUCCUCAUUCUGUAUUAUUUUGGCAUGGCCAGCUCCCUCUGGUGGGUUAUCCUGACCCUCACAUGGUUCUUGGCUGCAGGGAAGAAAUGGGGUCACGAGGCCAUCGAAGCAAACAGCAGCUACUUCCAUCUGGCAGCAUGGGCCAUCCCCGCCAUAAAGACGAUCAUGAUACUGGUGAUGAGGAAGGUGGCCGGAGAUGAGCUGAUGGGCGUCUGUUAUGUGGGCAGCAUGGAUGUCAAAGCUCUCACAGGUUUUGUGCUCAUUCCUCUCUCCUGCUAUCUUAUUAUUGGCACUUCUUUCCUGCUGUCUGGCUUUGUGGCGCUCUUCCACAUCCGUAAGAUUAUGAAAACUGAGGGGGAGAACACAGACAAGCUCGAGAAGCUGAUGGUUCGCAUCGGUGUCUUCUCUGUUCUCUACACUGUCCCAGCCACAUGCGUCAUUGCCUGCUAUUUCUACGAGAGGCUCAACAUGGACUACUGGCGCAUCCUGGCAGGGGAACAAAAAUGUGUGGACAGCAGCGGGCCAGAGUCUGACGAGUGCGUCAUGAAGACUUCUAUCCCUGCUGUUGAGAUCUUCAUGGUGAAGAUCUUCAUGCUACUGGUGGUGGGCAUCACUAGCGGUAUGUGGAUCUGGACCUCAAAGACACUGCAGUCAUGGCAGAAUGUGUUCAGCAGGAAGAUAAAGAAGAGGACGAGGAGGAAGGCUGCCAGCGUGUUCACCAGCAGCAGGCCUUACAUCAAACCUCACCCAUCUCUCAAAGGGCACAGUGCUAAAUAUGAACCUACACGCCCCCCUCCAACAUGUGUAUGAACUGGCUGUCUUUGUACGAGCCCAAAAUUACUUUUAAAGCCCUAAACAAGACUUAUAAUGAUCAGUGCCGUCAAAAGAAACAAGCUUCAUGUUUUAUUUAUGCAAUAUGCAUUGAAGGUAAUACAACAUGGGUUUUUUUUUCCUUCAGGGGGGGGGGUUGUUUUUUUUGUUUUGUUUUUUUCUUGAGCCAUGUCGCACAACAAGAGCUGCCUUUGUUUGAGAAAAAUCUGCUACUCCUGGAUUCACUUAUCCUAUUGAGGAACUUGGUAGAAAAAAAAAAAGAAACUUAUUGUUCCAGAGACAAAAAGGGUGGAAUAAACCAUUUGGAUGUGCAGUGGGGUUACUUGAAUAAUGUGCAAUAGAUGUUUUCCUUACAGGCAAAACAACACUUGUGCUGUUGUUGACAGAUUCCAGACAAUGCACGAACCCAGCAGACAAUAAUGGCAAAUAGUCAGAGAGAUGAGUUGUGUGUUUGGAGGCUUUUUAAUGGAAAUCAAGGGAGUGUCAUAUAUGUUUGAACUGGACUGAGAGCAGCUGCUGAAAGGCGCUCAAGACCUUCCGAACUGCCCAUUGUAAGGCAAAUCCAUGCCAUAAAUUAAUCAAGCACUCAGUACUGAAAAGUUAUUUGUACAUGCGGUUUUUUUUCUCUUUCUUUGCUGUUUUAUAGCACAAGGGAACAUUUGUAUAUAUUUAUAAAAAGUCAAGAUUUUAUA